GCACCGGAGGAGUCAGAGGAGGAGAAUACCUGGGCUGUCGGCACAGCAGCAAAUACCGACAGCCCCACAAAACAAGCCGAGGAGGGAGAGUGUCCGGUAGCAGCGGCAGCCUGUUAACACGGCAUUCCAUGCAGACCACAUUUGAAGUCACAGACUCUUUCCUACAACUACAAAAGAGAAAACGAUUUUACUGAGACUAGUGUCCACAUUAUUGACACAAUGAGCUGCAGCAGUGUUACAGGAUCAGAGUUCUCAGAGGAAGAGCUGGAGCUUACUGCACUGGACCAAGGAGAGGACGAGGGAAGUCCCAAGGCAUCUUUUCAAGACUGCGAGAGCUCAGCCAGCAGCCCAAGCGACCCAGAGGAAGGCCAGACCAAGAAGCGCAAUCGACCCGUCCGCUCAAAAGCUCGUAGAAUGGCCGCCAACGUCCGCGAGCGAAAACGAAUCAUGGACUACAACCAGGCCUUCAAUGCCCUACGUGUUGCUCUGAACCAUGACCUCAGCGGCAAACGGCUUUCCAAGAUUGCCACACUGCAGAGGGCCAUCAACCGCAUCUCUGCUCUCUCAGUAUUCCUGAGCUCCAACCCCCCCGGCAAGCCCUGCACCCACCGGGAGUGCAACAGGUCAUCUGUGGGGCCAGCCACGAUGGGGACAUCUGGACUCGAGCAGACCAGGGUACCAGUUCCUCGACUGGAGCACCAGAGCUACAUCCCCUGGCACGCGUCCAUCUCUCACCAGAUGCAUCCACAACAAGGGCCUCAUGUGCACAGGCUGCCCACGGAGCCACACGUCUACAUGGAUAACACUGUGACAUCAUGUCCCCCGUCGCCACACUACCCUUGUUAUCCCACUGAGGGACAGCUUUAUGCCUCACAUGGACACUGCGGCAGCCCCCAUGACCAUCCGCCCAGUCCUUUGCGAUACCCUCAGGUGGGUGAGGGGUUGGGGUACCAGCCAGGGAUGUGGGCCUCCUGCACUCAGAGAUACAUGGACACUUUUGUGGAGCCUACUCCAGCUCUUGGGCUUCCCUGGCAAGUAAGCUACCCACAGGAGCCGGAGCACAACCUUUCUCUAUGCUCUGACGUACUGUAACAGGGUACAUCCGGCACUGUGAGCCCUGAAGACUGCUGAUAACGCCAGUGGACUGUUGAAUACCCUCAGGGAGAAAACCGCUUUUGUGUUUCUGCUGUUGCAAUCAACUCAGUAUUACAAUAAAACUCUAUCCUAUUUUAGAGCAGAGUCGCCGUAAUGUAAUUAACAGAUGUAUAAAAAAAAGUGCAAUGGCAAUCAAGACUGCAGAAUGUUGUAUAUAUACCAGGAAAUGUAUUUUAAUCUCACAUUUCAAAAGUGCACCCACAGAAUUGUGUUCUAGUUGUUCAACUGUCAUCUUCUGGCCUUCAAAGCUGAAUUAUUACAAAUGAUGUUACAUUACUUAACGUUAUUAAAAGGAAACAUAAAUACCUACAGUUAAGCAAUUAGUAUAGAUAGGACAGCUUACACACGUGCUAUACUGUUAUGAAACUUGUUCUUACUGUUUGUUUUCUUUCAAGUACUAGGAAGUGCAUCUUAAGGAAAUGUGACAAAGGUUCAACAUUUGUAUUUAUUCGCUGAAUUGCAUAAAAAGUCAUGGCUGUUUGUAAAGUUGUAAAGAGUGUACAUCAUUGUCGAAACAAAAUUAAAUGUUAAAAUGACA
Messenger RNA from Dicentrarchus labrax (European seabass), 1693 nucleotides. RefSeq names its product basic helix-loop-helix family, member a9 (gene bhlha9). Bases 220 to 1092 code for a protein of 290 amino acids. Gene Ontology annotation, biological process: regulation of transcription by RNA polymerase II; developmental process. Gene Ontology annotation, molecular function: protein dimerization activity; RNA polymerase II transcription regulatory region sequence-specific DNA binding; DNA-binding transcription factor activity, RNA polymerase II-specific. NCBI's taxonomy places the organism in Eukaryota, Metazoa, Chordata, Actinopteri, Moronidae. The transcript has a single exon. The record is from RefSeq and is a predicted model, not a curated record.